GCAGACUGGGAACGUCAGAGUGCUCUCCGACUUCGUCGCGUACGCAUCUCUCUCUGCGGCUCGACGUCGGCUGGCGGAUAACAGCGCGACAUCGCGGAUCGUCUCUGGUCGAUUAAUACACGCACGCACACUCGCGCACCCGCGCGCGCGCGCGCGCGCGUGUAAACCGUGAGAGCAACACGUUGCGUAGCCGUCGUUGUCCUGUUGUUUCAUGAGACGCCGCUGAAUGCGCUUUGUGAUCUCAUCGUAUACAACACCGCUUCGGCGAAGCUCGCUGCUGCUCGCAGUCACGGGAGAGCCGGCGGUGGCGGCAGCGGCGGCGGCGGCGGCGGCGGCGGCGGAAAUUGAAAACGACGCUGCUGCGAGAGAUCCGGAUCGUGGAGAGUCUCAGCUUCAUUCGCCGCGGAAUUAAGGGAAGACACUCCGAGAGUCCUCCUUGUCUCUCCUCUCGGCCGUUACGUCAUCGCGAAAUUUCUGCUCGUCUCGCAGCGGGAAUCAUCCGCCGUGACGAUCCGACGGAGCGGCAAUUCAGUCCGAUUAUCCGGAGAGCGAGAGGGAGAGAGAGAGAAAGAGAGAGAGAGAGAGAGAGAGAGAGAGAGAGAGAGAAAGAGAGAGAGAGAGAGAGAGAGCGAGCGCGAUCGCUACGCGGGGUGCCAGACGGGCGAGCGUCUUUCUCCACUUGUUCUCCGCGCUCCGGCGAGAUCAGUACGCGCGGCGCGGCUCCUCGCAUCCUCGCGGAGCGCUCUCGUAAGGACGAUCGCGUGUCGACAUUGCCGUGCCAUUUCGCCGGAGUGGAUCGCCCAUCGAUCCACGUGAAGAUCGAUUCGCGGGAACAACGGGCGCGCUGCGCUCUCUCGGGAGGAAUCAUCGGCGGUGACAGGUGAAGCCUGAUCUGGCGAUCUGGAAUGAACAGCGAUCUGCAGGAGUCGACGCUCUCCUGAAGCUGCUGCCGCGUGAAGCUGCGUUUUCUCCGCAGAGAGAGAGAGAGUGUCGCUGCUCUAGGGAGGAAAAUCGCGCGAAGCGUCAUCGCGACGGAGGAGCCGAGGGCGACGCGCGAUCGAGCGCGAUGCGCUGAGGCAUCGAUCAUCAAGCGGGCCAACAGCGAGGACGCAGUGGGCGCGUUGGACGUGUUCAAUUAAAUCGUUUGAGCGUCGCUCGAACGGGAACGGCUCGGCGGACGUAAGGAGCGCGAUUCGUCGCGCGCGUGACCUUUCGCUUCGAGAUCGCUCGGCGAUGCUGCCGCGGAGAGACGCAGCAUCGUCACUCUGAGGAGACCUCGGCUCCGCCGCCGAGAACGAGGCAUCGUUUUCUGCGUCUCUCUCCUUCCGCGACAGCCGGAAGUGAAUCGCUAGACAGGGUGAUGCUCGACGCUCGUAGAGCUCGCAGUGCGUCGUGGUAGAGCGACGGCGACGGCGACGGCGACGAGCCGUCAAGAGUUCCGAGUGGAAAUCUUCGCCGCGCGUCCGUGCGGCCCGGGAUCCGCGAUAUUAAUUACCCCUUGUAAUUGGGGUUUCUAGGAUCGCGCUUAAUUAAUUGGCCCGGCUCGGACUCCGACGUAAACGAUGAAGUGGUGCGUGUUGGUGUUGGUAUUCGCCGGCCUGAGUAGAGGCGAUAAUACCAUCGAUAUGGACCCCAACGCUAUCAACUGCAUGCAUCUCAAUUCCCAGGAGGAGAUAGAUCUCGACAAGAUAAUGGGCAAGUGGUACAUCGUGGAAGUCUUGGAACACAGACUAGACCCGCUGAAGCCGGUGAGCAGUUCGUAUGUUGUCGACUCGUGCCCGAUCGUGAAGCUGAUGUCGCUAGAGCUUGGUACCUUGAAGCUACUGUGGAGCGAGGAGGCUGGUAAUCUGGAGUACACCUUCCGGAUAACGGAUUUUCCCAAAAGAAGUGGCUUAUGGCAGAGCAUCUCCAUGCAGAACGGUACCCUGGCGGAGAAGCAAUACAAGCAGUUCACGGGCAGCGUGCACGUAAUGAAGGCCGUGGCUUCGGACAUGGUGUUGACUUUCUGCUCCCGCAAUCCCAACUUUACUCAGCUCUACUCGCUCCUGUUGUCGCGGGAGCACACCUUGCAGAAGAGCGACAAACGAGGCGUUCACAAUCUGCUAGGGCGCCGUGGCCUGAAGAUCGUCAGCAUUCGGGAGACUUGCGUGAACGGCGGCGCCGCCGGCACCAGGAGGGACGCGCUCGACUUCUUGGUCGGAUGGGCGACCCUCGUCGGCCUCCUUUCGUCGAGCUUCCUCUUUAAGCCCUGGCAGUAGUGAAUUAGGCCGGACGAUCGAUCUCGAGACGCGAUCGCUAACUGCUCGAGCGGCUCCUCUGUCUCGACUAAUUAACGUGAUUUAACACUUUGGAUGCCGCGCGAAUCAUCCCGUCGUGUUUCGUACGCGAGAGACCCGCCGUUUGCGCGCGCGCGCGCGCGAGACCGCGCCUUCUUACGUUCGCGUUCGCGUUCGCGUUAUGCACGCCGUUAUGUCUACAAGGUUGCGUUGCUCGCCUUGGGUUAACGAAUGCUUACGUGAGUGUGUGUGUGUGUGUGUGUGUGUGUGCAGUGUGUUUCUACAUUCCUUCGACGAGCUCUUCGAGCGAAUCCUUCGCGGUCGUAGACACUUGCGUCCGCGGAAAUGCGUGGAACUGAAUUAAGGUAAUGGCUCCGGGUUAAACUUGAAAGAUACACAUUUCAUGACGAAGACACGGAACAAAUUUAUUUUAUACUCUUUAAUUUCUUUCCACUUUACAAACACUUGAGAGUUAUAUUUAAGCAGAAAUAUAUGGGAUGUCAUUUGUUACUACUUACGUG
This is a messenger RNA of Harpegnathos saltator (Jerdon's jumping ant), 2797 nucleotides long. RefSeq lists its product as uncharacterized. The record is from RefSeq and is a predicted model, not a curated record. The transcript has 3 exons. NCBI's taxonomy places the organism in Eukaryota, Metazoa, Arthropoda, Insecta, Hymenoptera, Formicidae. The coding region runs from base 1563 to 2258 and encodes 231 amino acids.